AUGAGACUCUCGCUUGCGCUGCCUGCCUUUUUGGCCACCAGCCAUGUUGCUGCUGUGCCUCAGCUCCGUGCCAAAUCUCAACAAGUCCUUACCACUCCCCCCAAGCACAUCGGCGUCGGGCAUUUCAGCGAAUGGAGCCGCGCAACCAAGAAAUCCUUCUUGAUGGACUGGCAGGCCGGAAAGUCCUCAGAGUGGAUAAUGGUCAUGGGAAAUGAGGGAGGAGACCUGGAUUCAAUGACGGCGGCAAUUACCUGGGCGUACCAUCUUGACCACUCCACCGAGAAUGACACGCACCCGGUCAAGGCCAUCGCCCUGCUCCAGACCCCUUCCCACGCUUUGGACCUUCGACCUGAGAACAAGCUUGCGCUCGACAACUCGCAGAUGACAGUAGGACACGAGGAUCUGUUGACAUCUGACGAAGUUCCUGAAGACCCGGAAACACUCGCGUCGAAACUCAAGGGCAUCAUCCUGGUUGACCACGGCGAGCCUCUGCGAAAAUGGCGCGGAGCAAAGAUCCUGAGCAUCUUCGAUCAUCACAAGGACCGCGGCACUGCACCAGAAGCCUCGCCACGCAUCUUCGAGAAGGUCGCGUCUUGCACCACCAUCGUUGCCCGCCAACUACUCAACGAGCUCGAGAAACUGCCCCAAGAGUACCACCUCAAUCACGAGUUCCUCGAGUUAAUCCUCUCCGCCAUUGCCAUCGACUCGGGAGGCUUGACCAGCGACAAGACCACCGACGCAGACAUCGAAGUCUCCAAGCGCAUCCUCGCACGCUCCAACUGGGCAGGUGACAAACUCUCCAAGGUCAUGGAAGAACUCGACGACGAGCUCUCCUCAGCACAAAAGGACAUCUCGCACCUCAAUCUUCGCGACCUGCUGCGCCGCGACUGGAAAGGCGACCUAAUCGACACACCGUCUCCACGCACACCCACCGUAUCCCUUGGCUUCGCCAGCAUCCCUUACUCAAUGGACGAGCAGAUCAAGAAGACGGACUUCGCCGAGCUGUUCGACUGGUUCGCCGUGCACGCCGCCUGGACCGCCGAAGCCGGCGUCGACAUCAGCAUCUGCCUGAACAAGUACAAGAUCAAGGACAAGAAGACGGGCCAGAAGGAGAAGAUCCGCGAAGUCGUGCUUACUGUGCGCGACGACGUGCGCGUCGACCAGCAGCAGGCGGACGCGCUCUUCAACCUCGUCAAGGACGCGCUGGAGAACAACCAUGAGGGCAUUGAACUGCAACCCUGGCAUCGCGCCGAUGAGCUGAGCCCCAGGCAGAUGGUGUGGACGCACAAGUCGGGCGCGGGAAGAAAGCUCUUCAGGCCGAUUGUGGAGGAGGCUGUGCUUGGCUGGGAUAAGGUGGGCAUGGAGCUCUAG
Ascochyta rabiei is the source of this 1371-nucleotide messenger RNA. Its product is annotated as Exopolyphosphatase. Lineage: Eukaryota; Fungi; Ascomycota; Dothideomycetes; Pleosporales; Didymellaceae. Gene Ontology annotation, molecular function: exopolyphosphatase activity. The coding region runs from base 1 to 1371 and encodes 456 amino acids. The transcript has a single exon. Gene Ontology annotation, cellular component: cytoplasm. The record is from RefSeq and is a predicted model, not a curated record.